Messenger RNA from Psilocybe cubensis, 2337 nucleotides. RefSeq lists its product as uncharacterized. The transcript is spliced from 3 exons. Lineage: Eukaryota; Fungi; Basidiomycota; Agaricomycetes; Agaricales; Agrocybaceae. The record is from RefSeq and is a predicted model, not a curated record. The coding region runs from base 1 to 2337 and encodes 778 amino acids.
AUGUCUAUGACAUCCGUCGAUAAUACCGCCUGUACACAAGACCACAGUGGUAGUAGUGAACUACCGGAUAAUCUUGAUAAAGUACCGGAAGAAGCGAAUCCGGCACUUCCCAAAGUAUGGAGCAUAGAAGAUCCAUUUCAAUACGCACCUCCAAAACGAGACGGAGAACCAUGGUCACUUCUUCUUGAACCUUUGCUAAAGAACGAAAAGCUACGUUGUGAUGCAUGGAAAGACGAGGUUCAGAAUUUGCUCAUCUUUGCUGGUCUCUUCUCUGCUGUGGUUACCACUUUCCUUGUGGAAUCCUAUAAAGAUCUUCAGCCCGACCCUAACGAUACUGUGAUCACUUUGCUUGCACACAUCGCAGCUCGGCUUGAUAAUGACACCGUCAUCACUAAAACUUCCCUCUCUUCGAACGACCCCUUUGUACCCGCUGCGUCGACAGUUCGGGUCAACGUUUUCUGGUUCAUCAGCCUUGUCCUUAGCCUGACGACGGUGCUCGUAGGAAUCAUCUCUUUACAAUGGCUAAGGGAAUACCAAUCUUACUCGAAUCUUUCCAACCCGCGCGAGAUGUACGCGAUAUUCCACAUGAGGAAGGAUGGGCUAGACAGAUGGCGAGUGGAUAGGGUGUUUACAGCAAUGCCCCUUCUCCUGCAAUCCGCUUUGGUUCUUUUUCUUGGGGGUCUCAUAGACUUCUUGCACGCUUUCAGCGAACGUUGGUCCGUUGUCAUCCCUGUGGCCGCUGUGAUUGGAAUAUCAUUGCUAUUCCUCGUUGUAACGACAAUACUCCCGGCUCUACAGACAAUGUCGCUUUUUGUCAUCCCGACUUCGUGGCCUGAUCCCCCUAGUCAGUGCCCUUAUAAAUCACCACAAUCGCAUGCUGUACGGCGCAUCUGCGUAUACUUAUACGACAUACACUUCCAUCUAAAGCGUUUAUGGAGGUUAUCCUCUAUUCCAUCAAUGAUCUCACGUCUCUGUCGUAUAUUGUUUGGUUCGGCGGUGAAGCACAGAUUUUCAUUUCCUUCCAAGUUCCGUUCUCAAGUGACUUAUUCCUCAUGGAGUCGUAGUUGGUCGGGAUUUGACGAGAAAUGGGUUCUAAUUCGUGAUAUGUACAUGCGGCACUCUUUGGGAAAUUGGAACAAAGACUUUGGACAUUUCGAUAUAAUCGGCUGGGAACUCGAUGAACAAUUACCACUUUUCGAUAUUGUUGUUGGGCUUAACCGUCAGAAGUGGCAAGGAAAUGUCUCUGAUGUGGUAUAUCAUUGUUUCUCCGACAUUUCGCAACGUGUGCUUUCGCUUUUGACGGACACUAGCCGAUAUUCACCCCGGGAACGCCUUCGUCAGAACGACUACCUAUACAACAUUUUAUCUAGGCGAGGCGGCGUCUCUGUAACAAGGUUCUUUGACACCGAUGCGUGCUUCAGCGAUGUUGAAAAGGGGGAACUGUCGUCCGCAAAAGCCUUAUCUUGUGCACUGCACCAGCAGAACCUGGCAAUCUUUACUGAUUGGAGCAGUGGUGUGCUCCAGCGCCAUCAAAAGGAGCUCGCCUUGCGACUUUUUGGCUAUUUCUAUCAGAAACCACACAAACUACGACUAACAGACACCAAGCUUAAAGCUCCCAAAUGCAUCUCCUUCCAACAUUUUUCAUAUUACCAUCUGAUAGCGGACCGGGAUCAGGACAUGCGUGAUAAAGACACUUUUGAAGCUCUUUCUUGGCAAUUUGCCAACCUCACAUUCGCCAUCUUCAAAGAAGCCUGCAAAGACUUUGACCCUCAUUCUUUGGUUCACAACUCGCUUGCACAGGAGCAUGGGCUUUGGUUUUUCCUGGACGUAGCUGGAUACAUGGCGUCUCGAACACUUUCACCAUCCAUAUCUUUCUCCAUCAACUGUCAAAAUGAACCGUCGGCGGUAGUCCUCGCCAUGAAGGAAAUGAUUCGCAACACAUUUUCUUAUAUUCGGUCUAAAUUAGAAAUGGAAAUGUCUACGUGGAAGGACAACCAGGCGAAGCCCAGCUUGCUUUUCUACGUGACGGUCUGCUAUAUUCUUCAGCUUAUUGACCCCCUGGCCAAAGAGGAAACGUUUGCCUCCCUUCGUGAUACCGUCUUGCAAUAUAAAAAAUGCACUAUAGACAUAGGGAUAAUCGAUGCUGUUCUAGAGAGACGACUGUCCGUAGAUCAAGGAGCUACUAGCGACCGUUUCGGGGCGUAUUAUUCCUGUCCAGGCUUACCAUUUUCAUCCUUGUGGUGGCGCACCUUUGAAGGAAAGCACUCAGAAGAUCUAAUUUAUAAUCCAACGCCCUAUGUUGAAGAAGAUUCGCAGCCAGCAGAUGUUUCCAAAUAG